AUCCACGAACUCUCCUCAAUAACCAAGACCACCUAUAAAUACAACCCACACCAUAAACAACCCAUAUCAGUCAUCUACCGUCACAUAUCGUAUACCUUAUCUUCUCUCUCAGUUGGUGCAGAUUGUGAUUGGUGAGCAAGAUGUCUGGGCGUGGAAAAGGUGGUAAGGGUUUGGGAAAGGGUGGAGCAAAACGUCACCGUAAGGUGUUGCGCGAUAACAUUCAAGGAAUCACUAAGCCAGCGAUUCGUCGUUUGGCUCGUAGAGGUGGCGUGAAGCGAAUCAGCGGUCUCAUCUACGAAGAGACACGUGGCGUGCUCAAGAUCUUUUUGGAGAACGUGAUUCGCGACGCUGUGACCUACACUGAGCACGCGAGGAGGAAGACCGUUACUGCUAUGGAUGUGGUCUAUGCUCUCAAGAGACAGGGAAGGACUCUAUAUGGAUUUGGGGGUUAGGGUUUUUUAUUAUUUUCUGUUGAGUUUAAUGUGGCUGAGGUAAAGCCUUGCUAGUGGUGUGUUAGUUAGGAGAAGGGGCGAUGAUGAUAAAUAUAUGAGUAGGGAGUAUUGUAUUGUAAUGUAAUGUGCUUUUGUUGGCAAUUAUGUAAUCUAAUUACAAUGUUCCAAAUUGUUAGAACCAUUUGGUUUUCGGUUUAUUACUUCAUUAACUUUCUACUGCGAAUUUUACAUUUGAGGAGUUUUGAUU
Messenger RNA from Gastrolobium bilobum, 699 nucleotides. RefSeq names its product histone H4. Gene Ontology annotation, molecular function: protein heterodimerization activity; structural constituent of chromatin; DNA binding. Lineage: Eukaryota; Viridiplantae; Streptophyta; Magnoliopsida; Fabales; Fabaceae. Gene Ontology annotation, biological process: nucleosome assembly. The transcript is spliced from 2 exons. The record is from RefSeq and is a predicted model, not a curated record. Gene Ontology annotation, cellular component: nucleosome. Bases 141 to 452 code for a protein of 103 amino acids.